AUGGGCGAAGCUGAAUUUGAAAAAUUAUUUGAAUUAGUGGAGGAGAAAUUCACUAGCAGUGAUAAACAAGAUCUUAGAGAUCUUAUGUGGAUAAAAAUGAACUCAGCUCAUUCAUCUUGGCAAUACCGCGAGCGUAAAAACUUCCUUGGUCUUCCCGAUAAUCAAAGGGAUGGUUAUGUUCCUGAAGGUGUUGAUACUGAGGAUUGGGUGCAAGCUGUUCAAUAUUGGGCUUCUGAUGACUUCAAAAAAAUGAGUAAGAGGAAUAAGCAAAACAGAGGAAAGGUGGAAGGGAAAAAUACUUGUGGCUCAAGAACAUAUGGCGAAGUGGCGAAAAAUAUGAGAGAUCCGUUAACUGGAAAAAUGAAGUCUCAUGAUGAGGGUAAAAUAAAAGAGUUGGUUGAAGCUGGAUCUAAGUUGACGUAUAAAGAGAUGGUUUGUCUUGCCUCGGGAAAGGCUCUCACUCAGAGUAGUAGGAGGUCCAGAAGAAGAGGGAAAGAUAAGUAUCUGUUGAGGGCAGAGAUCAAAGCAGAGGUGCAACAACAGUAUGAUGCUAAGUUAGCCGCAGAAAAGAAGAAGUUUGAGGAGACAAUAGCUCGUCUACAAGUAGAAAAACCAUGA
Messenger RNA from Linum trigynum, 618 nucleotides. The record is from the annotation of a GenBank genome assembly. NCBI's taxonomy places the organism in Eukaryota, Viridiplantae, Streptophyta, Magnoliopsida, Malpighiales, Linaceae.